AUGCCAGCUAGACACCAAGCCCCUCACCCUUAUGCUCAAGCGUUACCAGAAUUUGAUAACCAGACCACAACGAGAUUAGAUCGUAGAGAUUCAAAGGCGAGUAAUUGGACGUUUGACGGUACGACUGGCAGAAUUAUAAGAUCACCUAGGGAUCAAGGGACGAUGAGAGACUUCCUGCCUGAUGUGGAGGACACGGAAGAGAUCAGAGAUGAGCAAUCUAGGGGGGUAGUAGUAGGGCAAGAAGCGAAACAUGAGGGUGAAGAUGCCCUUCAAAAGAGUUUCUGGGAUCCCAAUUUAUCCAACCCAUCUCCUCAAGUAGCAGACGAGACCCUCCAUUACACCCACUCGACCGAGACUCCCGAAGUCCAAGAAGACAAAGAUCAAGCACAAGAUGAAGAUUCACCUCAUGCGGAAGUGCGAACAUCCGUACAUCCCACCGACGAUCCCUACUCGCCCGUCUCAACUAUCCGAGCGUGGUUCCUAGGAAUAAUCAUGUCAAUCGUCUUACCGGGUAUCAACCAAUUUUUCAUAUAUCGAUAUCCCAAUGUCCUCGUACCGGGGAUAGUCGCUCAGCUGGUGGUUCAUCCUUUGGGUCUUCUAUUGGCUAAACUGCCCAGAAGGGGAAGGUGGAAAUGGGUUAAUCCUUGUGAUUGGAACUACAAGGAGCAUACUUUGGUCUACAUAAUGGCCAACGUUUCCGCUGGAUCGGCCUAUGCAACCGAUAUUAUAGCUACUCAGAAAUUCUUCUACAAUCAAAAUUGGGGAUGGGGUUAUAAUUUACUAUUAGUGCUCAGUACUCAGAUGAUAGGCUUCUCCUUUGCUGGGGUACUACACACGAUAUUGGUCACUCCAGCAUCAAUGAUUUGGCCUGCUACCUUGGUAAAUACAGCCCUGUUCAAUACUCUGCAUUCCCGAUCCGGACCUCAAACGUUAAGAGCCAAAUCGAACUCAAGACAGGUAUUCUUCUACAUCACCGCUGCGCUAAUGUUCGCUUGGUCCUUCUUCCCGAGCUAUCUUUUCACUGCUUUGAGUAUGUUCGAUUGGGUUACAUGGAUCAAGCCUACAUCGCAAGUAAUCAACCUUUUAUUCGGAUAUCAAUCGGGGGCAGGGAUAUCGCUCCUUACCCUGGAUUGGGGAAUGAUGGCCGCUGUUGGUAAUCCCCUAGCAACUCCUUGGUGGGUUACUGGAAAUGUCUUGGGAGGCUUCUUAUUUUUCAUAUGGUGCCUGGGGCCAAUCUUGUACUACUCGAACGUAUUUUACGCCAAAUAUCUACCAUUCUCCAGUGCAUGUGUAUUCGACAACACGGCAAGCACGUAUAACGUAACGAGAGUGGUUGAUGAUGAUGCCACUUUGGAUGUUUUGGCUUACGAAGGGUAUUCACCUGUUUAUAUGAGUCUCUCUUCAGCCCUAUCUUACGGUCUAAAUUUCGCAGCGAUAACAGCCACUGUGGUACAUUCUGUGCUGUUCUUCAGACAUCAAGUGUGGCACCACCUCCGGAAUCCACUCUCGAAAUCCGAUAUACACGCUCGCCUAUCUUCCGUAUACCCCACGGUUCCAGGAUGGUGGUAUCUCUGCCUAUUCAUGAUCAACCUCAUCCUAGCAAUUAUGACGAUCAAAGUGUGGCCCACUGGUUUACCUGUUUGGGGAUUGUUUGUGGCGAUCGUCCUGGCUGGAGUGAUGGUCUUGCCCAUUGGGCUGAUACAGGCUAUCACAAAUAUGCAAGUUGGAUUAAAUGUGAUCAGUGAGAUCAUAAUUGGUGCGAUGAUUCCUGGCAAACCAAUUGCCAUGAUGAUAUUCAAGACUUACGGCUACAUAACGACAACUCAAGCACUAGGGUUCAUCCAAGAUCUCAAAAUCGCGCAUUACAUGCAUAUCCCUCCACGGCACAUUUUUUUGGCCCAGGUGAUAGCAUGUAUCGUAGGAUCCAUCACCCAGCUUCUUGUUCAAGUAUGGGUUUUCGAAAACGUACCUGAUGUAUGCUCAGCUAAAUCAGAAAGAUGGUGGUGUCCCCAUACACGCACCUUCUUCUCUGCUUCGGUGUUGUACGGCCUGAUUGGACCCAGGAGGUUAUUCGGCUCUGAAAGUUUGUACAAGCACUUAAACUGGUUUUACAUCCUUGGAGCUAUCAUGCCUGUAGUUACGUGGUGGAUGGCUAGACGAUGGCCCCGAGUUGGGUUUCAAUAUGUUUGUUGGCCAGUGGUGUUCAGUUGCGUUUCGCUGUUACCGCCUUAUUUGCCUAUCAACUUCAUCAGCUUCUGUAUAGUCGGGUUCAUCACUCAAUGUUACGUUCGAAGGAAUUAUUUCAAUUGGUGGUCGAGGUAUAAUUACACUUUAUCAGCAGCUUUGACUUGCGGUUACGCUAUAUGUAUAAUCGUAAUUUUCUUUACUCUUCAAUUACCUAAAGAUGGUAAAAUCGGACAGAACAUCCAAAAUUGGUGGGGGAAUACGGUAUAUCUCAAUACGCUAGAUGGGAAAGGUGGUGUGGCUUCUGCUGCUAUCCAUUUGAAAGAAGGAGAGUUAUUCGGUUCGAAUUAA
Molecule: messenger RNA, 2535 nt
Organism: Kwoniella botswanensis
Lineage: Eukaryota; Fungi; Basidiomycota; Tremellomycetes; Tremellales; Cryptococcaceae
Product: OPT family small oligopeptide transporter
Exons: 17
Coding region: 1-2535 (844 amino acids)
Biological process (GO): transmembrane transport
Cellular component (GO): plasma membrane
Molecular function (GO): oligopeptide transmembrane transporter activity
Source: RefSeq, a predicted model, not a curated record